Messenger RNA from Psilocybe cubensis, 1179 nucleotides. RefSeq lists its product as uncharacterized. Gene Ontology annotation, cellular component: cytosol. Gene Ontology annotation, biological process: regulation of dephosphorylation; regulation of signal transduction. Gene Ontology annotation, molecular function: protein phosphatase 2A binding. The record is from RefSeq and is a predicted model, not a curated record. The coding region runs from base 1 to 1179 and encodes 392 amino acids. The transcript has 6 exons. Lineage: Eukaryota; Fungi; Basidiomycota; Agaricomycetes; Agaricales; Agrocybaceae.
AUGUCUGCUCCAUCCCUUCCCGCGUUAUUCGGUAGCGUAUUGAAGACCACAACGAAGCUCGCGGAACUUCCUACCAUGGAAGACCAAACACAGGAACUCGUCGAGGAAUGUUUGAAGAAUCUCAGGGACCUCCACUCUCAUAUAAUUGAUUUGUCUAUAUUCAGUCCAAAUGAAACUUUGGAGGACAUUUCGACUCGAGAUCUCGUGUACCUUGCCGUGCCCUAUGUAUUUGCUGAGGUGCAAGGGCGCAUGAAGACUACAGUCAGGGUAGAUCGUAUGAAUUCACUCAUUCAGGCGGAAAGAUACAUACAGAACUUUAUUGGAUUGUUGGAAAAGUAUGAGAUCGUUCCAGAGGAUGAACGUACUCUCUUCGAUCGUAAGACGGCGAAUGUGGCAGAUUUUUCAAAAAGAAGGGAACUGAAAAUUAAUCAGUACAAGAAAGAGAGGGAAUUGAAGGCCAGAAUAGACACUAUCCGAAAACGAAGGCGUCAGAUAACAUUGCCUGAAGAUGCAUCUUCCGACUUUGACCUGUUGGCGUCGUUGCUUUUCGCUGAAUCGAAUGAUACUCCAAAGGAAGAAGAGGCCAAUUCAGAAACUGAGGAAAUACUUCGUGAAACGACUCUACUACUGCUUCGGUUGCUGUAUGCUCAUGCGAGCGGACAACUGCAGAGCAUGGAGCAAGAACUAGACCUCCUGCGGAAUGCGCCUCCUAGUCCUAUAAUGGGACCCGAUGAGCAUGAAGACGAACGAAGCAAAAAGAGGAAGGAAGAAGCAAGCGAAUGGAAAUUGGACGUACCAGUCCCAGGAGGGCCAGAUGGAAAGGGGCCUCUGCUUGAUUCCAAAGGAAAGCCUCUCCGCCCAUUUACAAUCUUGCCGUCCGAUGCUGUUGACCGAGCGCGUUUGCAAGCACAAGUAUUUGGCCCAGGGCAUAGGUUGCCGACUAUGACAAUAGAAGAAUAUCUGCAGAUCGAAAAGCAGCGAGGGAAUAUCAUCACGGGCGGAGGUGCUGCCUCUCAAAAUGCUCCUACGUCCUCAGAAAAGUUGGCUAAUGAAUCAGAAAUGGACGGAACGUUGGAAAGUGACCUUAAAUCAGAGAUUAAAAGACAGAAGGACGAGAAUUGGGCAAGGUUCACCGACGAGAAUCCGAAAGGGGCCGGUAACACGAUGAAUAGAGGGUAA